Molecule: messenger RNA, 1011 nt
Organism: Melanaphis sacchari
Lineage: Eukaryota; Metazoa; Arthropoda; Insecta; Hemiptera; Aphididae
Product: eclosion hormone-like
Exons: 2
Coding region: 485-736 (83 amino acids)
Biological process (GO): ecdysis, chitin-based cuticle; neuropeptide signaling pathway
Molecular function (GO): ecdysis-triggering hormone activity
Source: RefSeq, a predicted model, not a curated record
ACAAUAAAUAUUACUUAUGAUUUAUUCUAAGAUACUUAGAUACGGUUAAUAAGUAAUUUUUGUUCUACAGUGAAUCUAAAUAAAAAUGUUGUUGCGAUAUAUUAUCACUAAGUAUAUCAUUCAUCUAUAUCAUAAUAUUAUAAUUUGAAUUAUACUCAUACAACACUUUUAUAUUUAAUAAAACCAUUGCAAACGAAAUGUUCGAUAAUGGACGUGUCUAACGCACCAGAAUAAUUAAGUCGUCUCUAUUUCGACGAUAUAAUAAUAAUAUGUCAAAUUAGCCACAUGCUAGUGCGCGGCGGGCAGUGGGAAUUUUCAAAACGAAAAAAUUCGAUUAAAUUGUAUAAACUGCGAGUAUAAAAUGACCGGCACCGGUACCGAUUUCGUCAGUGUUAUAAGUUCAGACUUACGAGGAUCUACGACUAGCACAUAAGCUUUUACGAUCUCAAAGGAAAUAAACUUGGAACUUUUUGAAACUCAAACGAUGAACACUUCUUCCAAGAAAAUCGCCCUACUGGCCGCCGCACUAGUAUUGAUCGCGAUCGUCGGUUACACGUCUGCGAACAUGGCGGAUGUCGGCUUGUGCAUCAGAAACUGCGCUCAGUGCAAGAAGAUGUUGGGCGACUACUUCGAAGGAUCGCUGUGCGCAGACGCCUGCGUCAAAUUCAAAGGCAAGAUGAUACCGGACUGCGAGAACAUCGAAUCCGUGUCACCGUUCCUCAACAAGCUCGAGUGAUCUGCGCUAGCGAUUUCGCAAUUCGAGUAUAGUAGUUAAACAAUAAACAUUUAUGUAUAGUUGAUAGGAUAAUAUUAUUGUGAUUCUUUUAUAACGUGUACGCGGUUUUUGGUUAUUGAAACGUUCUAGAAAUAAAUCAUAUUAUUCGUUACGAGUAAAAUAAAAUCGUGUUGAUUAUUACGGUAGGUAUAAUUAUAUACGAAGCACGUGGUACGUUCUAGAACGACUUGACCCGUGAAAAUUUUUUUUUUUUGGUCAAAUCCUCUAAUUAAAAA